AUGUUUAAGAUUUCUGUAUCACCCGACAGCCGUAACACCUCCUGGGUAUCCUUCGAUGGUCGCAAUCGACAAGAACUCUUCCAUGGAGAUAGUUUAAGAGUGACCACCUCCAUUUAUCCGGUGCCCAGUAUAUGUGCUCAAGAUCAAAUAUCCGAUUGGUUUGAUUCGUUGGCCGAAUGUUUGCACUGGAAUGUGCGCAAAAAGCAAAAGUGUUUAGAUGAACUGUCGGACUUGACCGCUUCAGGUUCGGAGGAUACUCUAGAUGAGCUGGAAAGAGGCUCCGAUUCUUUGUUAGAUAGUUAAACAAAAACACAAUAAUAAACAUAAUUGUUAAACAAUUAAAUUUAAACAAAAGAAAAAAAACACUAUUAUAAUCAUAAAAUACAUAAAAUUUCAUUAAAACAACUACAAUAUGUUUAAGGCAAACAUUUAAAAACAAAAAUAUAUAUAGAAAACAAGCUGCAAUACUAAAUAAGCUUCAGUUGGUGUUAAUAGGUAUAAAAUAAAUUAAAUUAAUUAAAACUAAACUAAAAAGCUUAAAUUACUAAUAAAUGAAAAAAAGCUUAUAAAAACAAAGAAAAAGAAAUCGUCUUAACUGUAAUUGGUCUUAGAAAGCAAUGAUGUAUUAUGUUAGAGAAUAGCGUUAAAUUGUAAUAAUGUUUAAUUGUUGCCAAUUAGAAAUAUUUAAACAGAAAACAUUUGUAAUGAAAGUGUAAACGAUAAAAAAUGAACAAACAUUAUUAGUAAAAUCUUUACAGCUCAAAUUUGUUUUUUUUUUUUGCUUAAUUUUUUUUUUGUUACAAACUGUUUUAAACAUUUUGUGUUUAGUUUAAUUUAUUACUAUUUAAUUUAAAAAAAAUCUAACUAAUUAUUGUUUAAUGGGUUUUUUUGUUACAACACACACGCCCUCUAAGAAAUAGGCAAAAUAAAAUAUGAAAGACAUAAAAGAAAUUUUGUUUAAAAAUUA
Molecule: messenger RNA, 967 nt
Organism: Lucilia sericata (common green bottle fly)
Lineage: Eukaryota; Metazoa; Arthropoda; Insecta; Diptera; Calliphoridae
Product: NAD kinase-like
Exons: 2
Coding region: 1-303 (100 amino acids)
Biological process (GO): NAD+ metabolic process; NADP+ biosynthetic process
Molecular function (GO): NAD+ kinase activity
Source: RefSeq, a predicted model, not a curated record